Messenger RNA from Harpegnathos saltator (Jerdon's jumping ant), 1536 nucleotides. RefSeq lists its product as uncharacterized. The coding region runs from base 258 to 1310 and encodes 350 amino acids. The record is from RefSeq and is a predicted model, not a curated record. The transcript is spliced from 2 exons. NCBI's taxonomy places the organism in Eukaryota, Metazoa, Arthropoda, Insecta, Hymenoptera, Formicidae.
UACUUAUUGCAUCAUUAUGCACCAGUUCAGAAAGUUCUUCGAAAAAGAACACAAAUUCGAUGUACAUACAUUAGAACCAGACCGUUUCAUCGCCUCCCCGUAGAACAUAGACUAUCAGCUGAAUAAGCUAACUGCGUGUGAUAUGCUGUAAGUUUCCGCGCUCAAAUUCGUUGACAAUCACGAUAAGUUACCUUGAUACAUUCAUUGUAUAUAUCACAGGAUAAAUAUAUACGUACAUCUACAUACAUAUUUCCAACAUGAAUGAUUCCUUUUUGGAGGAUUUAGGAUUAAUACCAGAAGAAUCAAAGAAAACGUAUCAGCAAGCAGAUUGCUAUAUAACUACCAGACAUGCUACUUCAUCUCCACUACUUAAGUUUUCUGAACAAGAUGAGAGGGAAAAUAUUAUGCGGUCACAGAAAACACGUCCUACUACAGCAGUUCCAAAUAUACCUGACAUAAAGAUCACAAGUAGUAGAGACUUUCCCAUAAAAGACUGUAAGAAACAACCUGAUCAAAAUAUGAAGAAACAUUCUGUAAGAAUGAAAGUACCAGAGAAAAAUGAAAAGGCAGAAAGCAGGACAAAAAAUUUGGAUGUUAAAAUAAAAAUGGACAAUAAGCAACAUUACAGUAUUAGCGGAGACACUAGAACGAAAUUACAAGAAGCAAAAGAAGCGAAAUUACAAGAGACAAAUCAUGCCAAACUAUCUGAAAAUAAAAUUGUGAACAAAGAACGUAAUCGACGCUCAGGAUCACAUAAAGAAACCACUCAAUCCCUUGGUACUUCUACUAAAGAAAACAAACAUUCCUCAGAUUCUUCCAACAAUCAUUCCUCAGAUGUUUCUAGUAAGAACAAUAGUCGGCCUUCAGAUUCUUCCAAAGAAAGUGGUCCUCAAGAUUCAGCUAAGGAGAAAGAAAAAGUACUGCCAGCUAAUUUGAAAAAAUUUAGUUAUAAUAUACAGGACCAAGAUCCAGUUGUUCUACUUAGUGCUAUUAAAGAAUUGAUCAGCACAUAUACCAAGCAGGAGAGCACAAAGAUUCUGCGUACUAUGCAGGAAUUACAUAUAAACUCUCAAGCAACCUUGAUAAAAAAUCUCUUGAAUCAAACAGAUGAUCUGAUCAAAGAAAUGCAUCCCAGUAAGGAUUCUACCAGAGUAAAAAUGUUGAUUGAGGAGAAUGAGCGAUUGCAGCAAGAAUUAAUUGCUUUGAAAACACAAAAUGAGGAUUUACAAAGUAAAUUAGCAGAGAUCGAAUUCUUGAAGCAAGAAAAUGCAGCUUUGAAAUUGAAAUGUAGCGAACUAAAAGAAACUUAAUAUGUACAUGAUAAUGAUCUUCCAUAAUUUAAGUAUUAAUGGAUUAUAGUAUAGUAAUGCGCAAGAGCUUUUAUACAUAUUGAUAUUUAAUAUCAUUCAUGUCAUCGUUGAUAAUUUAUUCUUUUAUACUAAAAUGUGCCUGUACUAGUUAAGAUACACACGUGCUAUUUCAAACAAACACAAGUCUGUUAAAUGUUCUAAAAUAUCUAAUAAAAACAUGUUUAUU